Trypanosoma cruzi is the source of this 525-nucleotide messenger RNA. RefSeq lists its product as uncharacterized. The record is from RefSeq and is a predicted model, not a curated record. The transcript has a single exon. NCBI's taxonomy places the organism in Eukaryota, Euglenozoa, Kinetoplastea, Trypanosomatida, Trypanosomatidae. Bases 1 to 525 code for a protein of 174 amino acids.
AUGCUGUUCUUCACCCGCCAGCUCCUUGCGGAGGUGACGACGAUCAACAGCAGUACCGCAUCGGCCAGCGGUCGUCUCAUUCGUAUUCGCAAAAAAUCCAAGUGGAUCGAUCGGCGCAGUAAACGUAUUCCUCACAACGGGAAGGACGUCUGGCUUUUUGGCGAGCAGCCGAGCUGUGCGCUCUGUCACGUGCGGUUCCGCUACAAGCAGGACUACGAGGCACACAAGGAGAGUGAACUGCAUCGAAAUCGUGUGCGAUGGGUGGAGACAAUGAAUUGGUGGGAGGAAUUUGGCGAGCCGCGGUACCUGCAGCACGCCGCGGCCGAAUGGGACUGGUUUGAACAGCACGUGCUCCCAAAGAAGGCGGCUGCCAUGGGAAUUUCUCUCGAGGAGGCGGCACGACACUUUCGCCGUGCGACGAUGCAGGAAACCCCGGAUUGGCACGGCCGUUUGCAGCCGCCCAGCGCACGAUCGGAGAUCAAAGAGCCACGGGAUCAGCGUUGGCCGUCGUCACCAAAAUGGUAG